Messenger RNA from Danaus plexippus (monarch butterfly), 4353 nucleotides. RefSeq names its product homeobox-like protein HDP1 (gene mus312). The coding region runs from base 559 to 4296 and encodes 1245 amino acids. Gene Ontology annotation, molecular function: enzyme binding. The transcript is spliced from 5 exons. Lineage: Eukaryota; Metazoa; Arthropoda; Insecta; Lepidoptera; Nymphalidae. The record is from RefSeq and is a predicted model, not a curated record. Gene Ontology annotation, biological process: resolution of meiotic recombination intermediates; DNA replication; meiotic DNA double-strand break processing. Gene Ontology annotation, cellular component: Slx1-Slx4 complex; nucleus.
AUAAAUAAAAUUUAUAUUCUUUAAUAAUUAAAUAUAUAUAUACUUGUACGUCCGACGUUUAGAGCAGUUUUAAAAUAUGAAAAGAUAAAAGGUGACAUAAAUCUAUUGACAAUGACAUCUAAAUGCCAAACAAUGGCGAUUGGAGUGGAUACAUCGAAAUGGAAACCGAGAUCUUUAAAAGGAACUCCCGCAGCUAAAGCUGGAUAUAUUAUUAGUGCAUGUGUUCUCGGCUCUGGUUUCAUGAUUGGCGCAUUUUACCAAUUCUCAGGAUUAACGAGGAAUUUAAGAAAGAACAUAGAGCCGAUAUAUGAAGAUCCGAUUGAGGUUGUUGAGAGGAAGCAGUUGAUAGCAAUCGGCCUACCGAACAGGUCUGGUGAUAAAAUCAGACAACUCAUGGAAGAAGAGAGUAGACCAGAUUUACCAGACAAAUAAAAUGAAAAGUAGCGAUAGGUGGGCCGAUGUAAUAUGAUUUGUAAAUAAAGUAUGUAGUAUAUUAACUGUUUUUUACUUCUCACCAGUUGCAAAGUUGUAAGCAAAUAUUUUGUUAAAGAAACAGUGAUGGAUGACAGUUUUUCUGAUUUUAAAGAGAAGAAAAAAUGCAAAAUUGGCCCAAAGACUGUUCAAAAAGGUAAAACCAGACAAAAGAAGCCACUGAAACCUUCAAAAGGCCAAAAAGAUAUCAGAUCUUUGAUAAAAAAGAACGAAAUUGUAUCCUACAGUAAAGACUUCAAUGAAGUUUGCAAACAAAGUGGAAUAGAUGUUGAUGCGGAACAGUUACAGCUUGCUAUAGCAUUGUCAAAAUCUCUUGAUAGCUUCCAAUCUUCAACUGGCAGUACAUCAGAAGAAGUUGAAGUACAAGAUAAACUGUCUUCUCAAGAACGAUCAGCUAAGAUCAGAUCUACUUUACAAGAGUAUGGUUUUAAACUCAAUGGUUCAAAACUACCAUCAGUCAUUCCGAAUAAAAGGAAAAAAUAUAGCAAGCAUUCAAAAUUGCUUAGAAUAUCAAAUGAGGAAAGACAAACAAAAAUUUCAGAUAAAUAUGCCAAAGUCUUAGCUUUAAAUUGUCAAACUGUAGUUGAUAUAUCCGAUGACAAUUAUUUGAAGGAUGGAAUAUUCUACAAGGCCACAAACAUUUCAUAUGAGCAUAUUAAGAAUAAUGAUGUAUAUUAUGUUUCUAAUUUAAUAGAAAAGGCCAAGCACAGAUCAUGUCUAUUAAGAAAUUGGUCGGAAAUCCCAGGACGACCGGCCAGUCCUGAGCUAUCCCUUAAUGAUAUUGAUUUCUAUGCCAUCCAAUGCACUCGACAAGAAAUGGAUGAAAUACUCAGCAGUUCCAUCGAUGUCACACAAAGUAUUAUUAGAAGCAAACAAAAUUGUAUUGAGGAAGAUUCUAAUAAAAUUGUACACAGUAAUACGAAAUUGAUAGAACGAGGUCUAUCGAAUGCAUUUUCAACAAUACAUACAAGUCCGGAAGUUAUCUAUAAUGAAUUGGACGAUUCUAACAAAGUAAACAAUCGUUCGAAACUGGACACAAAAGACGUUCAAACCUUAGACGUGUCCGAUCAUAAUGAAGUACAAAUAGUAGGUUUUAAUGAAAACUCUGGAGAAGACAAAGAGCCAGAGCAUGGAGAAGAUAGUAUUGAUAAUAAUUUAAAAGUGUACAGAAGUACUUCACCAGAUCUAUUUGAUGAAGAAUGUUCUAUAGUAGAUAAAAACUAUUCAAUAAUAGAUAACGCUGAAAAAAAUCACACAAUUUUUAUGGAUCUAACAGAAUCGGAAAAUAAUUUAAACACACAGAAGUUGGAAUCGACUAAGAAUAAUUCAAAUAACAUAAUUGAAAUAAUAGACUGCGUUGAUUACAACGCGCACAAAGAUAAAGAUAAAAGAAAGUCAAUUGAUCCUAAAGAUAGAACAGGAAGUGCUAAUAGAAAUACGGAUAUUGGAAAUAAUAUUGAUCACGUACUGUCAGAUAACGAUGAAAACUCAGAAAUGAUCGAUCUGACACAAGGACCGAAUUUGAUCGAUGAAUUACCGAGUAUUGAUCUGGGAAACAAAAAUACGUCGGUGGAACUUGAUGACACGAUAAUUUACGAGAAUCAUGAACAAGUUAUAUCUGAACCUACAAAUGAGGCAAUAAAUAAAUCAAAUCAAAUAACAGAUUUCAAUAUACACUCCAAUGGUACCACCAUUAGGGAUGUAAUUGGAAUUACAAACGGCAAUAUACAGGGUGUAGAUGCUAGCGAUAUAUGCGAUGGAGAUGUUGAAAAUUGUGAACUUGUGAAUAUUGAUCUAACCCAAAGUUCUAGAGAAGGUGUAGGGAAUUGUUCUAAUCGAGAGCUUGUUGAUGAACACGCUGAAAAUGUUAAUGCAUCUGACAGUGAUGUAUCAAUAUAUAGUGUUAAAGGUUUGUCGUUGGAUAAUAAUUUGGGAAAUGGAAUUGAUGUUAAUGAUACACUUACACUUGACAGUGAUAAUGAUAAUGAUAAUAAUGUGUUACAGAGAACAGCAAGUGUAUCAUUAAAUAAUGAUAUGGAAAUAGAAGACGUCGUAGAUAGUUGUGUACUGGAACAUUCGAAUCAUGGUUCAUUUGUCAUCGACAAUGAUAAUGAUAAUAAUGUAUUAUUGCAGAAGAAAAAAGCAAAAAGUGUAUCAUUAAAUAAUGAUAUGGAAAUAGAAGACGUCGUAGAUAGUUGUGUACUAGAUCAUUCGAAUCGUGGUUCAUUUGUCAUCGCCAUCGAUAAUGAUAAUGAUAAUAAUGUACUAUUUCAGAAGAAAAAAGCAAAAAGUGUAUUAUUAAAUAAUGAUAUGGAAAUAGAAGACGUCGUAGAUAGUUGUGUACUAGAUCAUUCGAAUCGUGGUUCAUUUGUCAUCGCCAUCGAUAAUGAUAAUGAUAAUAAUGUACUAUUUCAGAAGAAAAAAGCAAAAAGUGUAUCAUUAAAUAAUGACAUGGAAAUUGAAGAUUUAGAUGAGUGUGUGAGUUUAGAUGGACAUUCGAAUCAUAGCUUCAAUGAACUGAACAAUGAUCACCAUAAUUAUAACAAUAUAUCAUCAAAAUCAAAAAGAAAAUCAAAAUGUUUAUCACUAGAUAGUUCUGAGAUUCAAAAUAUAGAUAAUUACUAUGCACUAGAACAAUCGGAUGAUGAUUCGCUUAAAAAAUUUAAAAAUGUCGACAUUGACUUAACACAAGCAUCGGACAAAUCAUUCGACGAAAACGAUCAAAUUAAAAUAAAUGGAGAUAUUAUUGAAGUUGUAGAUGGAAUUGUAACGACUGAACAUGGCCGUUGUGAUACUGAUUUACAACAAAAUAAUGAUAUCGGUUUUACCGAUGAAGCUAAACACGGUAAUAGUGGACUGGGUGAAGCGGACGAUAAUUAUAUAGACUGUGAUGUUAUGUUUGAUGAACUUAUGUCACAGAGUAAAAUAUCAAAUAGAAAUAGCAGCAAAGAAGUAUCGGAACAAAAUUCUGAGGUGUUCGAUCUAUCUGAUAGGGAAUUAAACUAUUCUUUACAUCGUUCUUUACAUCAGGACGUCAUUGAUGAUGGAAAUAUAGAUCUACCGUCAAUUAAUUUAUCACAACAUACACCUGUCAAAGGUGAUGUAUCCAAACGGCAUAUAAAGACUCCGAUAAAACUAAAUGAUGAAGUAAUAAUUCAAAGUCCGGGUAACGAUGAAUAUAUAAUAAAAACCAGUCCAGUGACUCCCAUGGCUGACUAUGAGGCUAUGACUACACCGGAGAGGAAUAAAGAAUUGGAGAAAUAUGGACUUAAACCAUUUAAAAGGAAAAGAGCAAUACAACUGUUGACAUAUGUGUACAACCAAACACAUCCGAUUAUACAAAGCUGUUCUCCCGGAGAGGGUCCAUCCAAGAAAUUUAAAAGCACCCAAGAAAGAACACCAAACAAGAAAAAACCAAUGUCCAGAACACCGAAAAAAUGUUUAGAUUUUGGAACUGAAAUUAACGAGGAAAGCAAUAUAUAUGUUGUUACAAGUGAAGUGCCGGAGAUCAGAAAUGUUGAAUGCGAUCCAAGUGAUUGGAUUUUCCAGACCAAAGAAAAGGCCAAGGUACACUCGUGCCGAAUCCCGCUCCAUAUAGCUUUCUACAACUACGUAUCGUGUAGGAAACUGUUACGGGAAACGAUAUUGAAAUACGAACCGAUCAAUAUAGAUGUUAUACAUAAACAGCUGCUUGGUUACGGAUAUAAAUAUAACCCAAAGGAUCUCCUAAAAUUCAUGGACAGGAAAUGUAUAACUGUGAAAACCGUAGAGAACAAUUCGAGGAACAGAAAGUCGCAAGAAUAAUCAUGGAAUUGUAUUGAAAAAUUAACUUAUAAUAAAUAUUUUUUACAUUUUGACAGA